AUGAUUACGAUUCCCCUCAACUUCACAUGGGACUGGAAGCUGAAUAUCAUCGAACAUGCUCAUGCCAAAAAUGUAACCAAUCCGAGCACGGGAACACUCCCACCAAGCCAGAUUCGUGGUCAUAUGUUUCAUGGCCCCCCAGGCCAACCUGAGGUCUAUGUUUACGGUGGGACAACAUUCAUGGGGAACCAAUCAUUCGAGGCAUAUGCUUGGCCCGACUCAUCAGCAUAUCCCUUGUGGUCAUACACAUACCAAGAAAGCUAUCCUUGGGGGCAGUACGCAAAAGAUACCGAGUGGAUGCCAAACCAUGGAGCGGGUGCCGAGGCAAUAGACCAAGGUCUCGCGUUUUACCUGAACGGACAGAUUGAUUGGGGUACUUCAUCAACAACCUUGGACAGUUUUCCAAAGACGGAAGCUAUCUAUGUGCCUCUACAGGGCAUGGUCAUCAUCGACCUCAACACCCAAUCGGGAAAGAAUAUAUCCACUACCAAAUUACGGGAUGGUACUCCGCGUGUGGGUGGUACUAUGGAAUACCUUCCUUCAGUUGGAAGCAGGGGUGUGCUCAUAGCCCUGGGCGGCCAGAUACAGCCCAGCCUUGCAAGCCCAUUUGCCAAUGUCAGUGCUGGCUCGCUGAUUGAUUUCGGAACUGUCGAUGUAUUUGAUAUCAACUCUUACCUCCAAAAUCCCGACAGUAACGGCACGUGGUAUUCGCAGAAAACAAACGGAGAGAUCCCCGCGCCUCGAAUAGACUUCUGUACAGUUGCCAUAUCUUCAGCCGAUAAUUCAAGCCACCAUAUCUACCUCUACGGCGGCGUAGACCCCAUUACGAAUACGGCCUAUGACGAUGUCCUUAUUCUCACGUUACCCUCGUUUACCUGGACUAAUGUUUGGCCGCUUGGUGAGGCACCAAGAUGGGGCCACAACUGUCACGUUGCUGGAAGGCGCCAGAUGAUCACAGUAGGCGGAAACAAAACCAACGGACUGACAUGUGAUUGGGAAAUCAAAGGCGUUGCUGUCUGGGAAAUGAGCACUUUGACAUGGGGUAGUGUUUUUAUGAUCAACCUAUCCAAUUUCGAAGUACCACAGAAACUGCUCAGUGUGACGGGUGGGAAUGCCCACGGCAAUGCGACGAAAAAGGACCCUGCUCUAGGCUGGACGGAUGAACGUCUUAAAACAGUUUUCGCAACACCACGCAAGUACACAUUGUCUGGAAACACUACGACUACAGGAAAUUCCCAAGGCAAAAGCCAUACGGGGGCCAUUGCUGGUGGCGUCGUUGGUGGCGUUGCAGGGCUCAGUCUUAUCGCUGUUGCAGCAUUGUUUCUGCACCGCCGACACCGUAAACGCCACGGUCCUCACGAACUUGAGAAUUCCCCAAUUGGAGCUUCACCAGAGGGAGAGAAGCACAAGUAUGAACUCCAAGUCGUCAACGAAAACAGCCCUGCUGAGCUGUUCGGCGAUGAGCUGAAGGAGCUUGAAACACCAAGACAAGCGGUUGAAGCGGACCAUCUCCCGUCGACCAGAAGAGCCGAGUUGCCCGGCACAAACACGGCGCCUGGCGGUUUGCACGGCGUUCCGAUAAUCAGAACACCGGGGGACGAAUUACCGGAGCGACCAGAAUAUGUGGCCGGGUUGAGAAGACCCAGUCAAGAAAGCACAAGCGCAGCAGGAGUACAGAACGAAGAAGGGGGACAGUCUGAGACUGUUCAGCCUCAUAGUGGAGGACAAAUUCAUGUUGAGAAUCAAGAGAGUAGUGAUGAUAAGGCUGCGAGGUGA
Molecule: messenger RNA, 1776 nt
Organism: Exserohilum turcica Et28A
Lineage: Eukaryota; Fungi; Ascomycota; Dothideomycetes; Pleosporales; Pleosporaceae
Exons: 2
Coding region: 1-1776 (591 amino acids)
Molecular function (GO): protein binding
Source: RefSeq, a predicted model, not a curated record